Messenger RNA from Fusarium odoratissimum NRRL 54006, 972 nucleotides. RefSeq lists its product as uncharacterized. NCBI's taxonomy places the organism in Eukaryota, Fungi, Ascomycota, Sordariomycetes, Hypocreales, Nectriaceae. The record is from RefSeq and is a predicted model, not a curated record. The transcript has a single exon. The coding region runs from base 1 to 972 and encodes 323 amino acids.
AUGUCUUUUGUUUCUGUCCAUGCCCUGUCAGCUGGAUACCUGACACUUCCGGAGCGGUUCUUCGUUACACCUCUGGAGGACACUUCAGCCCGGAAGACAGUCCCAUCUCUAUCCUUCCUGAUCCAACACAAAGACAAAGACUCGGGUAGGACCACGAGGAUCGUCUUUGAUCUUGGAAUUCGACGUAAACUCGAAGACUAUACCCCACCAAUAUACAAGCACGCCCAGACCCGAGAGCCUCUCUCUGGCAACCCGGAUACUGUUACGUCGCUGGCGAACGGCGGUCUAUGCCCCGAUGACAUUGACGUAGUUAUGUUCAGUCACCUCCACUGGGAUCACGUGGGAACACCGUCCGACUACCCGAACUCUACAUACGUUGUAGGACCAGGAGCAGCGAAACUUGUCAACGAAAAGCGGGAGUCUACCGCUGGGAGUCACAACCACUUCGAAGAAGGGAUGCUAGAUAUGAAAAGGACGAUAGAACUACCCCCAAUAAGUCCCCUUACGCCUCCCCCGCUUGAAGAGCAGACAAUCUUGUCAUCCCAAGCACAACACCUGGCUGGAUACUUCUACCAGCCCUGGCACCGCAAAGGACAUUUCGAAGCUGUUCUGGAUAUAUUUGGCGAUGGAAGUUUGCACGUUGUAUCGGCGCCAGGACACAUCGACGGGCAUAUAAACCUCCUUUGUCGUCUGGAAAACAAUAAGCAUGUUUACCUAGCUGGAGACUCGUGCCAUGAUGCAAGAUUGUUGACAGGAGAGAAGAAUAUUGCCACGUGGACUGAUGAGGCAUACCCAGGUAUCACCUGUUGCAUUCACCAGGACAAGGCUCGAGCAGAGAAGACGCUGAGUAUAAUCCGAAAUGUGAUCAGAGAUCCCGGAGAAUUGAACGAAGUCGAGGUUGUGUUUGCGCACGACGGAGUUUGGGAGAAGCGAGCUCGGGCAGAGGGACGGUUUUUCCCGGGUGCUUUGUGA